This is a messenger RNA of Tarenaya hassleriana, 1452 nucleotides long. RefSeq names its product pheophytinase, chloroplastic. The coding region runs from base 66 to 1241 and encodes 391 amino acids. NCBI's taxonomy places the organism in Eukaryota, Viridiplantae, Streptophyta, Magnoliopsida, Brassicales, Cleomaceae. The record is from RefSeq and is a predicted model, not a curated record. The transcript has 8 exons.
AACAAGAAAUUGUCGUCGAUGAAGAAUCUUCAAUUUCAAAGCUUUGAAACCGAGAGGAUCCAUCCAUGGCGAUGGCGACCACCAGUAGUUCCCUCGCUCUAUCCUUCUCAAGUCUCGAAAUCUCUUCGCUUUUCGUCUCCCGACGAACCCUUCUUCGCAAGAACACUCCUUCGAUCAGAUUCAGUGAGGCCCAUGUUGUCAAACCAGCGAUUCGUUCGAGCAUUAUCAGAUUUCCAAUGUCCAGAUCAGUUGGGCUCGUCUCAUGUUCUUCGCUCACCGACGAGGCUUCUUCUUCUGUCGGAGGUUCACCGGUCGGAGAGGAGAGUUUGUCUGAAGAGCCACAAGUUCGAACCUUGACAUGGAACUGGAGAGGUUAUUCGAUACGGUAUCAGUGUGCCGGGGACAGUGGACCUGCAUUGGUCUUGGUUCAUGGUUUCGGUGCUAACAGUGAUCAUUGGAGAAAGAAUAUUCCUUUUCUCGGGAAAUCGCAUAGGGUAUACUCGAUUGAUCUUAUUGGUUAUGGAUACUCGAGCAAACCAAAUCCUCGUGAGUUUGGAGGAAAACCCUUUUACACCUUCGAGACAUGGGGUGACCAACUCAAUGAUUUCUGUCUAGAUGUUGUCAAAGACGAAGCCUUUUUUAUAUGCAACUCCAUCGGAGGGCUUGUUGGUCUUCAGGCAGCGGUUAGUAAGCCACAGAUAUGCAAAGGACUUAUGCUUUUGAACAUAUCACUCCGAAUGCUUCACAUCAAGAAACAGCCGUUUAUCGCAAAGCCGUUCAUCAGGUCUUUCCAGAAUUUGCUAAGGAACUCUCCUGUUGGAAAAUUAUUCUUCAAAAGCGUUGCUACGCCCGAGUCCGUAAGAAAUAUUCUCCGCCAGUGUUACCAUGAUAGAACGCAAGUGACGGAUGAGCUGGUCGAGGCUAUUCUACGUCCAGGACUCGAACCAGGCGCCGUGGACGUCUUCCUUGAGUUCAUCUGUUACUCGGGUGGUCCGCUUCCUGAGGAAUUGCUUCCACUAGUACAGUGUCCGGUUUUAAUUGGAUGGGGAGACAAAGAUCCAUGGGAACCUAUAGAGCUCGGACGUGCCUAUGCCGAUUUUGAUACCGUUGAAGACUUUGUUGUCCUUCCCGGCGUCGGCCAUUGUCCCCAGGAUGAGAGGCCCGAGAUGGUGAACCCGUUGAUCGAAUCGUUCGUGGCAAGACAUUCGAGUUGUACUUCCAACACCUUCGGAGAGAUUUAAAGACAAUGACGAUUCCAAACUCUCUGUUUGGUCUGGAGGCUCAUGAACAAACAGUGUGUCAGCCCUCUCAGUAGUGAUUUAUGGGAGUAGAUGAAAAGCAGUAAAUGUUGUAAAUUGAGGGUUGUUUUCAUUGUUUACAUAUACAGAACCGUAUCUAUGUAUGUACGUGUGUAAAUUCUGAGGUCGUUUAACCUUUCACUGUAUAACCAAA